Messenger RNA from Myotis lucifugus (little brown bat), 1398 nucleotides. Its product is annotated as olfactory receptor 7A5-like. Lineage: Eukaryota; Metazoa; Chordata; Mammalia; Chiroptera; Vespertilionidae. Gene Ontology annotation, biological process: G protein-coupled receptor signaling pathway. Bases 194 to 1117 code for a protein of 307 amino acids. Gene Ontology annotation, molecular function: G protein-coupled receptor activity; olfactory receptor activity. The record is from RefSeq and is a predicted model, not a curated record. The transcript has 3 exons. Gene Ontology annotation, cellular component: membrane.
AGAGCUUCAGUCUCUUUCAUCAACCAUUUAGGGAGGAAUUCAGAUGUCCCCACAAUGACCUUCCUCUCAGAGAUCUUAUCCUGGGCAGAAAAUGGCCAUCCCAGUAUGUAACCCCAAGUUUAUUUGUCUAUGGAAGGCUUAAGAAUUGGACUUUUUGGAAACCAUUUCUACAUUAUACAGUCACCUCCACCACAUGGAACCUGUGAAUCUUACACAAAUUUCAGAAUUUCUUCUUCUGGGAAUUUCAGAGAAGCCAGAACUGCAGCCCCUCAUAUUUGGGCUUUUCCUCUCCAUGUACCUGGUCACUGUGUUGGGAAACCUGCUCAUCAUCCUGGCUGUCAGCUCAGACUCCAACCUCCAUACACCUAUGUACUUCUUCCUCUCCAACCUGUCCUUGGUAGACAUCUGUUUCACCUCCACCACCAUCCCAAAGAUGCUGGGGAACAUCCAGACACAGAGCAAAGUCAUCACCUAUGCAGGCUGCAUAACCCAGAUGUAUUUUUAUACAUUCUUUGCAGUGUUGGACAAUUUUAUCCUGACAGUAAUGGCCUAUGACCGGUUUGUGGCCAUCUGCCACCCCCUGCACUACACAGUCAUCAUGAACCCCCAGCUAUGUCGACUCUUGGUUCUGGUGUCCUCCAGCAUGAGUGCCCUACAUUCCUUGCUACAUAGCUUAAUGGUGUUGAGGCUGACCUUCUGCUCAGACUUGGAAAUCCCCCACUUUUUCUGUGAACUCAAUCAGGUGGUCCACAUUGCCUGUUCUGACACCUUUCUUAACAGCCUUAUGAUAAAUUGUCUAACUGUGCUGCUGGGUGGUGGUCCCCUUGCUGGGAUCCUUUACUCAUACUCUAGGAUACUUUCCUCCAUAUGUGCAAUCCCAUCAGCUCAGGGGAAGUAUAAGGCAUUUUCUACCUGUGCAUCUCACCUCUCAGUUGUCUCCUUAUUUUAUGGUACAAGCCUAGGAGUGUAUCUCAGCUCUGCUGCUACCCAAAACUCACAUUCAAGUGCAACAGCCUCGGUGAUAUACACUGUGGUAACUCCUAUGCUGAACCCCUUCAUCUACAGUCUCAGGAACAAUGACAUAAAGAGGGCCCUAGAAAGAUUAUUUGGAAGAUAAGCUAACUAUACUAGUCUGAAGAAGUGCCCAUGAAUGCAGGGUUCAAAGCCUCAGAGUCUGAUGUUCUGACACAAAUAAAGCCAAUCUUUGGACCAUAUGUAAUUGGAAAUUCUAGUUAUCUCAUGAGUUAACUUGAAUUACUUUACAAUAAUUUAUUCUCUUAUGACAUAUAUCAUUCCAAGUAAUUUUUCUAUUGUUUUCCUCAAAGAAUAGUCAUGAAUUAUGCUAUUCCUAUGGACAAAACUGCACUUGGCUACUAAGGGCAUUUACAUAAUUUUAUU